CGGCGGGGGAAGAUGGCGGAUGACAAGGACUCGUUGCCGAAACUGAAGGACCUGGCCUUCCUGAAGAAUCAGCUGGAACAGCUUCAGAGGCGGGUAGAGGACGAGGUCCAGACGGGUGUGGGACAGGAUGGCUCGUUCCUGGGCUCGCCGUUCCUCAAGGGCUUCCUGGCCGGCUACCUCAUAGCCAAGCUUCGGGCGUCGGCAGUGCUGGGCUUCGCCCUGGGGGCCUGCACGGGGAUCUACGCGGCCCAGUCGUACGCCAUCCCCAAUGUGGAGAAGACCCUGCGGGACUACGUGCGGGCUCUGCGCAAAGGGCCCGACUAGCCCGCCCCCCCUCCGGUGGGGGGCUUCUGUGUUGUGACCCCCACCCCGGCCCAGAGCACCCCCUUCCCUCUCCCACCCGGGCCCGGACUGCAGCCCCCCGGGCCGCCCGCCUCCCCAGGCGGCCCCCCCAGCCAUGCCGCCUCUGCCCUCUCCCUUGGCGGCCGGCUCCGUCACGUGACCCAGAAACGCUCCCGCGGUCCCGUGGGGCCCCACGGUGAGCCUGGAAGUGGGGAGACCCCAGGGCGGACUCGCUGGGCCCUCACGC
Messenger RNA from Tachyglossus aculeatus (Australian echidna), 589 nucleotides. Its product is annotated as SLC35A4 upstream open reading frame protein. The transcript has 3 exons. Lineage: Eukaryota; Metazoa; Chordata; Mammalia; Monotremata; Tachyglossidae. The record is from RefSeq and is a predicted model, not a curated record. Bases 13 to 324 code for a protein of 103 amino acids.